This is a messenger RNA of Tribolium castaneum (red flour beetle), 1097 nucleotides long. RefSeq names its product aurora B (gene aurB). Gene Ontology annotation, cellular component: spindle midzone; chromosome passenger complex; spindle pole centrosome. The record is from RefSeq and is a predicted model, not a curated record. The transcript has 5 exons. Gene Ontology annotation, biological process: protein phosphorylation; mitotic spindle organization; regulation of cytokinesis. The coding region runs from base 94 to 1026 and encodes 310 amino acids. NCBI's taxonomy places the organism in Eukaryota, Metazoa, Arthropoda, Insecta, Coleoptera, Tenebrionidae. Gene Ontology annotation, molecular function: protein kinase activity; ATP binding.
UUCAAACUGCUGUCCUUCCCCAUGUCAAACAAUAACGGACUUCAUUUUAUGAGUGUUGUGUAAAGUGUUAAGUUUUUAAAAAAAGCCACAAAAAUGUCAUUCAGAGAAGAAAACGUUGAUAUUAUGGCCGAGAAUUUUCUCAAAUCGGUCAAAAUUCCAUCAGAACUCAAAAAACCGACUACAAAUCUCGUGAAAAAAAUGAUGUCUCAUGACUGUUAUGCGAACCCUGAUUACGAAUGGUCAUUGAAUGACUUUGAAUUGGGCAGAAGAUUAGGUCGAGGUAAAUUUGGUCGUGUCUUUAUCGCUAGGGAGAAAAAAACUGGCUUGAUUGUCGCACUAAAGACACUCCUAAAAAAAGAAAUUGUCGAGGGCGGUGUGGAAAAGCAGAUUUUGCGCGAAAUUGAAAUUCAAUCACAUCUCAAGCAUCCCAAUAUUUUGCAACUCCUUUGCUGGUUCCAUGACAGUCACCGCAUUUACUUGGCCGUUGAUUAUGCCGGUAAAGGCGAACUCUACAAGCAUCUUCAAGCAGGCAUGGGCGGGCAUUUCACUGAAAAAGAAGCCGCCAAAUACACGUAUCAAGUAGCAGACGCUGUAAAUUACUGCCACAAAAAAUGUGUUAUUCACCGAGAUAUUAAACCGGAAAAUUUACUCUUAACAUAUGAAGGAAACGUAAAAUUGGCCGAUUUUGGAUGGUCGGUCCAUUCGCCGUCGUUACAACGCGAUACAAUGUGCGGAACUUUAGAUUAUCUUCCUCCGGAAAUGGUCGAACAUAGGCGAUAUGGGAAAUACGUGGAUCAUUGGUGUUUAGGUGUGCUUUGUUAUGAAUUUUUGGUCGGACAUCCGCCAUUUGAAUCGAAGACAAGUGAGGAAACGUACCAUAAAAUCCGACACGUGGAUCUGAAAUUUCCAGAAGAUGUGCCAAGUGGGGCCAGGGAUUUGAUAUCCAAGCUCUUGACACGGUCCAGCCACAAGAGGAUGUCUUUAAACGAUGUGAUGUGCCAUCCCUGGAUUUUUCGUAACAAAUAGUGUUUUGUAAUAUUUCAUUUAAUUAAACUUUAUGCUUUUUCCCUUGUCUGUAUUAAAAGUUAUUUCAGUAA